Pyrus x bretschneideri (Chinese white pear) is the source of this 1203-nucleotide messenger RNA. RefSeq lists its product as uncharacterized. Bases 77 to 895 code for a protein of 272 amino acids. NCBI's taxonomy places the organism in Eukaryota, Viridiplantae, Streptophyta, Magnoliopsida, Rosales, Rosaceae. The record is from RefSeq and is a predicted model, not a curated record. The transcript has 5 exons.
GAGGAAGUGAUAUGCAAACCAGAAAAAGUGUGGUGUUGCAAGUGUGGCCAGCUGAGCAAUCCGCAGAACUGAAGGCAUGAAAAUGCUGGUGCUCGGCCAAGCGCCCAGCGGAGCCUUAUCAACUCGGCGGUGUUAUCUGACAUCCCCGCCAAAAUUCUCAAACCCAAACCCUCCCCUCUUCUCUUCCCACAGACCCAGCAGAUUCUUCUCCAGUGUAAACCCUUCAAAAUCUCUCAAUAUCACGCUCGCAAAGGCCGACGGAGGCGUCGAUUCGGCUUCCUCCGCUGACAAACAGGGCUUCUCCGCCUCAUCAGCUCCUCCUCCUCCUCCGCCUUCGGUCGAUAACCAACCAGUUUUCGUGGGUCAGGAGAACAUUCCUCUAGAAGGCGUGAUUCAGUUCGAGAAGCCCGAUUCUUCUGCUCGUUUACGCAAAUGGGGUCAUGUGGCAUUACUUGCUGGAGGGGAUGUUUUGGCAUUGCUUACGUUUGCUGCAAUUGGAAGAUUCAGCCAUGGAUUCCCCGUUUUCGAAUUCGAAACACUUCGCACGGCUGACCCUUUCGUUGCUGGAUGGUUUUUGAGUGCAUAUUUUCUCGGAGGCUUUGGUAAGGAUGGACGUGGAGUCAAUGGACAAUCGAAGGCACUUACCGCUACGGCUAAGUCAUGGGCCUUGGGAAUUCCACUUGGGAUAAUCAUAAGGGCAUCAACAGCUGGCCACAUUGCACCAAUCAAAUUCGUACUUGUAACAAUGGGGAGCACUGGUGUUUUACUUGUUGGAUGGAGAGCACUUCUGUAUAAGUUUCUUCCCGGCGAUAAGAGCAAGAAGAGUGAUGUAUAUCGCCGCGGUAGCCCAUUUGAAUUGUUUGAGUUGCUCACGUCAUUAGUACGAAGGUGGUGACAAUGAUAGUUAAUUCGAUCUGCCUGUAUCAUAGGUGAAUACCAAUCCCGACAUCAGCUAUUCUCAUCCAAUGGUCGACAAUUAUCCAGAUUAUGCACUUUCGCUGUAUGGAUUUUGACGUUUUGGUAUCACUCGUGUAACCUUCGGUGUGCAACUGUGAAGCAGAAGCACAAAUGUAAAGAUUAAGAGAAUAGAUCGACUCAUAAGCAACGGCUUUUCCUGCACUGGCCGGUGUUCUUAUACCGCCUUAUCCACAGAUGUAUUCAUGCCGAUUCGUUGUAUUCUAUUUGAAUCUUUUAGAAAGGAUC